UGCAGAACUUCUCAUCUUGUUUUACAAUAAUUACCCCGAAAGGCUUUCUUCUUUCUCGUGAAUGCAUCUAUUCCAUUGACUUAUUUCAUUGGAACAGAUCUUCAUCCUUUCAUUCUUCUCCACCAUCUGACCUUUUCAUCGUUGUGAUCUUCAUAUCUCCAAACGAGGAAAGUAGUUGUCAGUCAGAUUCAAUCUUGUCCGCUUAAAAGCAUCCAUGCAAUACCUCCUAAGACGUGUGCCUGGUCAAGCCCGUCAUCAAAUCGGUGCUACUUCCCAAUCAUCAACAACAACAGGAAGAAGUGGAAUUCAAAUCGGAUUACAACAACAACUACAACAACAAAAGCGCAAUAUGAUCUUAAGAGCAUCAACAACCGCAAACGGAACUGGUCCUCUUUGGGCAGGUCAAAAUUCUUUACCUUCCCUUCCUGUUCCUCCUUUGGAAGAAACAAUUCCCAAGUACUUACGUACAACAUUACCACAUCAAGAUGCUUCCUCGAAAGCUGUCACUGAAAAAGCAGUAGAAUCUGCCCUAAAAGGAAAAGAUGCAGCUUUGUUCAAACAACUACAAGAACGUUUGGUCGCACGCAGCAAAGAUCCCGAAAGUGACGGUAACUGGCUGGCUGCUUGGUGGAACGAUGCAGCAUACAUGGGCUAUCGUGACCCAGUCGUACCCUUUGUGAGCUACUUUUAUAUUCACAAAGAUGAUCUUGCCCGUCGCACUUAUGCAACUCGGGCUGCCAGUCAAUUAAAGGCAAUCCUUCGUUUCCGUGAUUUGGUAGAAUCGGAGCAAUUGGCUCCCGAGAAGAUCAAGACUGGUCCUUUGUGUUCCGGAUCAUACCCUUGGAUGUUCAACUCUGUUCGUAUUCCUGAAAUUCCUCUGGAUCAGGCUAAAAAAUAUCCAUCAGCAGAAAACAAUCACGUUGUUGUUUUGCACAACGGACGCUACUUUGAAUUCGAAGUGCGUCAUAACGGCGAAGAAUUGAGCGCAAAGGAAAUUGAAGCACAACUGGAAAAGAUUGUUACUUCUUCGCCCGAACCAUCUGCUUUCCCCGUAGGCGCUCUCACUUCGCAAAAUCGUGAUGCAUGGACACAUGGUCGUGAAGCAUUGCUCAAGGUUGCAGGCGCUGGAGCAGAACAAAACAAAGCUACUCUACAACGCAUUGAGAGCAGUAUCAUUGUUAUCUGCUUGGAUGACCUCAAACCUCAUACAACAGAAGAACGUGCAUGGGAAUACUGGUGGGGUGAUGGAAAGAACAGAUUCUAUGACAAACAACAAUUGAUUGUUUCGCAAAACGGAAAGACUGGAUUCAUGGGAGAACAUUCAACAAUGGACGGUACACCAACUUUACGCAUGAAUGACUUUGUCUUGAGCGGUAUUGCAGCAAACAAGAUUGACUUUGGAACUUCUUCACGUACUGAUUUACCAGCACCCAAAGAAUUGACUUUCGUUUUGGACCAAAAUGUAGAGGGAUUGGUGACAAAAGCUAUUCAAGACUUUGAGGCAUUGAAAUCAGAACAUGAUUUGGCAGUUUUGGAAUUCACCGCAUACGGUAAAGAAGCCAUCAAGAAGUUCAAGUGCAGUCCUGAUGCAUGGGCACAAAUGGUGUUGCAAUUGGCCUACUUCCGUUUGAUGGGCAAAGUUGCACCAACAUAUGAAAGUGCACAAACUCGUAAAUUCAAAUGGGGUAGAACGGAAACCAUUCGCAGUUGCAGUCCUGAAAGCAAAGCAUUCUGUGAAGCAAUGGAGAGCAAUGAUGUUUCGGAUGAAGAACGAUUUGAGAAAUUCCAAGCGGCAUGCAAACAGCAUUUGAACUAUGCUAAAGCAGCGGCAGAUGGACAUGGAGUUGAUAGACAUUUGUUCGGAUUGAAGAAGCUAUUGAAAGAAGGAGAAGAAUUGCCAGAUUUAUACAAAGACCCUAUGUUUGGCGAAAGUGGAACGUGGAGAAUGAGUACUUCAAACGUUACAUCUGAAUCAUUUGACGCUUGGGGAUUCGGAGAAGUUGUUCCAGAUGGUUUCGGAUGUGCAUAUGCAAUCAAAGGUGAAUCCCUAACGUUCUCAUUCACAAGUCGCAAGCUUGGUGCUUCUCAUUUACGUCAUUACGUUCAACAAUCCGCUUUGGAUUUGCGUGAUAUGCACGUUCGUUUGGCUAACAAGCAAAGCGGUGAAGGAAAGCCAAAACUUUGAUGCGGUGGGG
This is a messenger RNA of Meira miltonrushii, 2195 nucleotides long. Its product is annotated as acyltransferase ChoActase/COT/CPT. The record is from RefSeq and is a predicted model, not a curated record. Gene Ontology annotation, molecular function: carnitine O-acetyltransferase activity. Bases 215 to 2185 code for a protein of 656 amino acids. The transcript has a single exon. Gene Ontology annotation, biological process: carnitine metabolic process. Lineage: Eukaryota; Fungi; Basidiomycota; Exobasidiomycetes; Exobasidiales; Brachybasidiaceae. Gene Ontology annotation, cellular component: mitochondrion; peroxisome.